Molecule: messenger RNA, 1067 nt
Organism: Thrips palmi
Lineage: Eukaryota; Metazoa; Arthropoda; Insecta; Thysanoptera; Thripidae
Gene: EMC8-9
Product: ER membrane protein complex subunit 8/9 homolog
Exons: 5
Coding region: 220-813 (197 amino acids)
Cellular component (GO): EMC complex
Source: RefSeq, a predicted model, not a curated record
GGUUAUGAUUAGCAAUCUCGGCAGCGGACGACAAGACAAACAACAAGAACACAGCUGACAUGACAACAAUCAAUGAGUCCAUUUUAUUAGGAUCUCAUCAAUGAAUGUGUUGAAUCCUGUGCGUCAGUUAAUUUCUUUCAAACCGCUAAGAGCUAGCCGUUAGCUCGUUCAGCCAAGUAGCGUUUACUUAGUGAGUUUUGUCGUGAACCGGAGAAAGCCAUGGCCGAGGUAACACUCAGCGCUCGGGCGUACUGCAAGAUGAUUCUUCACGCAGCCAAGUACCCACACUGUGCCAUAAAUGGGCUGCUUUUGGGCCGCUUGAGCAAAGAUAAAGACGAGCUGCUGGUCACGGACGCAGUGCCGCUUUUCCACGUUUGUCUCCAAGUUUCCCCCAUGGCCGAGAUCGCCCUCACUCAGGUUGAUCAUGCUGCGGCAAAUGAAAAUCUGAGUAUUGCUGGAUACUAUGUUGCCAAUGAGAGCAUUUCUGACUUGAGCAUCGAUAAAGCUGCAAACAAAAUCGCAGACAAAAUAGCAGAAAAUUUUUCAUCAGCUUGCUUCAUUGUUGUGGAUAAUAAACAUCUCACUCUCAGUAUGGAAACGGCUGGUAUUGCUGUAUCCCAAUACAAUGAUGGGAAAUGGCGUGGAAAAGACUUCAAAGUGGACAAUGAGGUGCUAGACACUGCAGCUGCCCUUCUUGAGCAAAGAGCUUUCAAGACACUUGUUGAUUUUGACAACCAUUUGGAUGAUGUGUCACAAGAUUGGAAAAACAAGGAAUUGAACAAGCUAAUAGAUGAUGCAGCUGCUCCAUCAUAAGGAAAAUAAUAACAUUGUCAUCUAUUUAAAUCAACCUACAUUUGUGAUAUUGCAUCCUCAAUACAGUACUGAUUGUAUCCACUGUCAUACACUGGAGUGUAUACAAUAUAUUGUAUACACUGUCAUAAAUUUGACUUAUGUAGUUUCAUAGCAUCUGAUGUCUCUCAUUUAUGCUGCAAUUACAUGUAUGUUUAUGCUGUGUCAACCUAGCAAAUUCUAAGGGUCCAAAUCCAAAAUAUAACCAUUACCAUCAA